UAGUCCCUGCGUUCUGUCCUCCUCCUUAAAUGUGAUUCUGUUAUAUGGCUCUGCUGGGACUCUGCCACUAACUGUGGCUUUUCAAGCAUGUCACUGUUGACUCUGGACCUCUGAGUUCUUACCAGUAAAAUAAGAGACUUGAACUGACCAGGUGACCUCUGAGGUUCCUUCUACCUUGUUAAUUCCGUGAUACUCAUUAGGGCCCUGGUAGCUAAGGCAGGGAGGUGUGAGUGAAGUUCAAAACUGAGUCAUGGUGCUGGCCUCAUAUCUGUCCAUCUCAUCUUAUGAAAACUCUUCAGGUAUGGGGGACUUGGACCUGUCUUUAAUCCCAAAGCCAGGGAUUGGGUUCUACCUGGCAGGAACAGAAAUGGAUGUUUCUUACAGUAAAAGCUAGAUCAAUUGAACUUGGAGUGCCAGGAUGCCACAUGAUCCAGGCAUGCUCAGCAGUCCCUGUCCUGCACAGCUAAAGAAAGGUGGAGAGCAGAAGUCACUUGCCUGCAAGAUGGAGCUUUCCUCUGUCUUCACAAAGCCAGCCCUGUUGUUGUUCAGCCUGUGAGACCAAGGCCGUUAAAGAGCCUGUUGACCCAGAACCAUCUAGCAGCCCCUUUUCAGUAUCACCUACGCCUUAAAGAAAGAGAAAAGAGCAGUAGGCAGAAAUGACAAAGCACAUUGCCCUGGAAAUGCCUUGGGUCUGGGUAGCAGUGUUUCUAGCCAGGCUCCUCUGAAGCUUGUCUGACCCAGCCUCCGACAUAAUCCUUCACUUCUUACAGAUGUAAGGGAUAAAGCAGCACUACAUUACCACCUCCAAACUGCUCUCCUCUGAGAUAGGAGUAUUUCCUUUCUCAGCUGUGUCACAGCCCGGACUAGGAAAGGGCUGCAGCCCUGUGAGAUAAAAAUGCCAGAUGCUUCACUGACCCGUCAGUUCACAUGCUGAGGUAUCAGAGGAAAGGGAUGGAGUCAGGGAGUUCCUGAUUCACGGUGAUGAAGGAAGCGUGAGGCUUGGCCAUCCUAUCUCCAAGAGUUUGCAGUUCCCAUGGGGAAAGGGACAUUACUUACAAAUGAUAAAAACUCCCUAUGUGACAGCUUCUGCCUUCUGUCCAAUGUUAACAAAACCAUCUCUGUGUAAUCAUUAGAUCCUCUCUCCCCCAGAGCCCCUCAGAUGGAAGUCCUAGCCUGGCUUUUUCUAAUAGCUCUUAGAGAAUUCCUUUCACCCUGAGGACAAGAUUUUAGAGGAAUAGGGGAAAGAUGUCUCUGGGGGCACCUGGUGGGAACAAAGCUGUACCGCAUGUGCUUCACUCCCUUCCAUGAUAGCAGCAAGGUACUCUUCCAACUACUCAUGGAGAAGAAAGCAAUCUAGUCUGGCUGAUAGGAAAGCUCUGAAAAUUCGAAUUUCCCUUUCUUCACCAGUUUCCAGCCCUUUCCUUCCUAAAGGUCUGGGGCUGCAUCAAUGCUUGAGGGCAUAAAAGCCCAUGGCCACAAGAAGACAGUGGCCGAGAAGCCGAAGUCUAGUUCAUAGUGGAGGCCCAGGAAAGACAGAACUGGGGAGGUGUCUGGACCUUGAGAAGGGGGAUGAGAAAGCUCUACCUUUAGUCAUCUAAAAUCACCCGCUUGAGUCUGCAGCAUGGACACUGUCCCUUCCUGAAGUUAGCCAGAACUGACCUACACGCCAUAGGUGAAAAGCCAGGGAACAGCAGCUCGGGGGGUGGGGGUGGGAGGAGUUAGGGUCCAGCCCUGCCCAGACCUCCCCGUGUCUAAUUUCUCUGUGUCAGCUGUGUCGCUCAGCUGUCCACUUCCCUCCAGCCCUGUCAUUUCAGCUCUGACACCAAGGCGAGAGGCUAGGAGGUCUACAAAUACCGUCUGGGUAGCUGGUUGAGUACAGAGGGUGCUGGGGGGCUUAGCCCCCAAGGAAGAGGACCAGUCCUCCCUCAGCACCACCAUCAAGACCCCAGGGGCUCCCUCUUUCCUCCACAGACUGUGGACUGACUUAGGGAAUCCCAAACGAUGACUGAAAAGGAGGUGCUGGAGUCCCAUAAGCCCUCCUUGCCAGCAGAGACUCGGCAGAGCAGGCUGCAGCGGCUGAAGCGGUUAUUCAGGAAGGAGUCUACAGGGACAAAGGAGAUGGAGCUUCCCCCAGAGACCCAGGCCAAUGGGGAGGCAGUGGGAGCUGGGGGUGGGACCAUCUACUACAUCUAUGAGGAAGAGGAGGAAGAAGAGGAGGAGGAGGAGGAGCCACCCGCAGAACCUCCUAAGCUUGUCAAUGAUAAGCCCCACAAAUUCAAAGAUCAUUUCUUCAAGAAGCCCAAGUUCUGUGAUGUCUGUGCCCGGAUGAUUGUGCUCAACAACAAAUUUGGGCUUCGCUGUAAGAACUGCAAAACUAACAUCCACGAACACUGUCAGUCCUAUGUGGAGAUGCAGAGAUGCUUCGGCAAGAUCCCCCCUGGUUUCCGUCGGGCCUAUAGCUCCCCACUCUACAGCAACCAGCAGUACGCUUGUGUCAAAGAUCUCUCUGCUGCCAAUCGCAAUGACCCUGUGUUUGAAACCCUGCGCACUGGGGUGAUCAUGGCAAACAAGGAGCGGAAGAAGGGACAGGCAGAUAAGAAAAAUCCUCUAGCAGCCAUGAUGGAAGAGGAGCCAGAGUCUGCCAGACCAGAGGAAGGCAAACCCCAGGAUGGAAACCCUGAAGGGGAUAAGAAAGCUGAAAAGAAGACACCUGAUGACAAACACAAGCAGCCUGGCUUCCAGCAGUCUCAUUACUUUGUGGCUCUCUAUCGGUUCAAAGCCCUGGAGAAGGACGAUCUGGAUUUCCCGCCCGGAGAGAAGAUCACUGUAAUUGAUGACUCCAAUGAGGAGUGGUGGCGGGGGAAAAUAGGGGAGAAGGUCGGAUUUUUCCCUCCAAACUUCAUCAUUCGGGUCCGGUCUGGAGAGCGUGUGCACCGCGUAACAAGAUCCUUCGUGGGGAACCGCGAGAUAGGGCAGAUCACUCUCAAGAAGGACCAGAUUGUGGUGCAGAAAGGAGAUGAAGCCGGCGGCUACGUCAAGGUCUACACCGGCCGCAAGGUGGGGCUGUUCCCCACCGACUUCCUUGAGGAGAUUUAGGCUUGCAGGCGCCUGCUGGCGGGAGAUACCCAAACCCCAUUCUGGGCAGGCCCAGUGGAGGUUGCGGAGGAAAGAGGCGAAAGCAACUAUACUGCUGGAUGGGAGAGGGGUGGGAAGGCCCACCAGAACGUGAAGGGCCUUCUGGGAAGGGACUGGUUCCCCUCCUCGCUCCCCGCUCCCCGGCGAGGGCAUCAGAUACUCGGUGCCGGGAGCAAGCCUCAUCAGCCUUUGAGAGCUGGAAAAAGAACACGUCUCCACUAGGAGGUGUCCCAAGGGGAGGGAGGUUAAGGCGAACCAUCGAAUGUUGCGAAUUUAUUAAAGUUUUGACAAAAGUU
Camelus dromedarius (Arabian camel) is the source of this 3431-nucleotide messenger RNA. RefSeq names its product SH3 and cysteine rich domain 3 (gene STAC3). Bases 2002 to 3096 code for a protein of 364 amino acids. The transcript is spliced from 12 exons. NCBI's taxonomy places the organism in Eukaryota, Metazoa, Chordata, Mammalia, Artiodactyla, Camelidae. The record is from RefSeq and is a predicted model, not a curated record. Gene Ontology annotation, cellular component: extrinsic component of cytoplasmic side of plasma membrane. Gene Ontology annotation, molecular function: protein binding. Gene Ontology annotation, biological process: positive regulation of protein localization to plasma membrane; skeletal muscle contraction; positive regulation of voltage-gated calcium channel activity.